GGCCGGGCCGUGCUGGAGCAGCGGCGGCUGCGGCCGCGGGAGCCGAGCCUGCAGCGAGGGACCGGCUGAGGCGCGCGGGAGGAAAGGAGGCGAGCGCUCCGCGGCGCUGUCGCCGCCGCGGCGGCUGCUCACUCUCGGGGAAGAGAUGGCGGCGGAGCGGGGAGCCCGGCGACUCUUCAGUACCUCCUCCCUCUGGCUCUACUGCCUGCUGCUGCUGUUCGGGCGCCCGGCGCCGGGCGCUGCGGCCGCCAGGAGUGGCUCCCCGCCGCAGUCCGCAGGUGCCAGCAUUCGAACAUUCACUCCAUUUUAUUUUCUGGUGGAACCAGUGGAUACACUCUCGGUUAGAGGCUCCUCUGUUAUAUUAAAUUGUUCAGCAUACUCUGAGCCUUCUCCAAAAAUUGAAUGGAAAAAAGAUGGAACUUUUCUAAACUUAGUAUCAGAUGAUCGACGCCAGCUUCUUCCAGAUGGAUCUUUAUUUAUCAGCAAUGUGGUGCAUUCCAAACACAAUAAACCUGAUGAAGGCUAUUAUCAGUGUGUGGCCACUGUUGAUAGUCUUGGAACUAUUGUCAGCAGAACAGCCAAGCUAACAGUAGCAGGACUUCCAAGAUUUACCAGUCAACCAGAACCUUCUUCAGUUUAUGCUGGGAACAGUGCAAUUCUGAAUUGUGAAGUUAAUGCAGAUUUGGUUCCAUUUGUGAGGUGGGAACAGAACAGACAGCCCCUUCUUCUGGAUGAUAGAGUUAUCAAACUUCCAGGUGGAACGCUGGUUAUCAGUAAUGUGACUGAAGGAGAUGGGGGACUAUAUCGCUGCAUAAUUGAAAGUGGUGGGCCACCAAAGUACAGUGAUGAAGCUGAAUUGAAAGUUCUUCCAGAUCCUGAGGAAACACUCAGCUUGGUAUUUUUGAAACAACCUUCUUCCUUAGUCAGAGUCAUUGGUCAGAGCACAGUGUUGCCAUGUGUUGCUUCAGGACUUCCUGCACCAGCCAUGAGAUGGAUGAAAAAUGAGGAGACACUUGACACAGAAGGUUCUGAAAGAUUGGUCUUGCUGGCAGGUGGUAGUCUGGAAAUCAGUGAUAUCACUGAGGAUGAUGCUGGGACUUAUUUUUGUAUAGCUGACAAUGGAAAUGAAACAAUUGAAGCUCAAGCAGAGCUUACAGUACAAGCCCAACCUGAGUUCCUGAAACAGCCUGCUAAUAUAUAUGCUCAUGAAUCCAUGGAUAUUGUAUUUGAAUGUGAAGUGACUGGGAAACCAACUCCAACUGUGAAGUGGGUCAAGAAUGGGGAUAUGGUUAUCCCAAGUGAUUACUUUAAAAUUGUAAAGGAACAUAAUCUUCAAGUUUUGGGUCUGGUGAAAUCAGAUGAAGGGUUCUAUCAAUGCAUUGCUGAGAAUGAUGUUGGAAAUGCACAAGCUGGAGCUCAACUGAUAAUCCUUGAACAUGCACCAGCCACAACGGGACCACUGCCUUCAGCUCCUCGGGACGUCGUGGCCUCCCUGGUCUCUACCCGCUUCAUCAAAUUAACAUGGCGAACACCUGCAUCAGAUCCUCAUGGAGAUAACCUCACCUAUUCUGUAUUCUACACCAAGGAAGGAAUUGCUAGGGAACGUGUUGAGAAUACCAGUCGCCCAGGAGAGAUGCAGGUAACCAUUCAAAAUCUAAUGCCAGCGACUGUGUACAUCUUUAGAGUUGUGGCUCAAAAUAAACAUGGCUUCGGAGAGAGUUCAGCUCCACUACGAGUAGAAACACAGCCUGAAGUCCAGCUCCCUGGCCCAGCACCUAACAUCCGAGCGUAUGCAACAUCUCCUACUUCCAUCACUGUCACAUGGGAAACCCCAUUGUCUGGCAAUGGGGAAAUUCAAAAUUACAAAUUGUACUACAUGGAAAAAGGAACAGAUAAAGAACAGGAUGUUGAUAUUUCAAGUCACUCCUACACUCUUAAUGGAUUGAAAAAAUAUACAGAGUAUAGUUUCCGAGUAGUGGCCUACAAUAAACAUGGUCCUGGAGUCUCCACACAGGAUGUUGCUGUUCGAACAUUGUCAGAUGUUCCCAGUGCUGCUCCUCAGAAUCUAUCCUUAGAAGUUAGAAAUUCAAAGAGUAUUAUGAUUCACUGGCAGCCACCUUCUCCAGCCACACAGAAUGGGCAGAUUACUGGCUACAAGAUUCGCUACCGAAAGGCCUCCCGAAAAAGUGAUGUCACUGAAACUUUGGUUACUGGGACACAACUGUCUCAGCUGAUCGAAGGUCUUGAUCAGGGGACUGAAUACAAUUUCCGAGUAGCUGCUUUAACAGUCAAUGGUACAGGCCCGGCAACUGACUGGCUGUCUGCUGAAACAUUUGAAAGUGACUUAGAUGAAACUCGUGUUCCUGAAGUGCCUAGCUCUCUUCAUGUCCGCCCGCUUGUCACGAGCAUUGUAGUAAGCUGGACUCCUCCAGAGAAUCAGAACAUUGUGGUCAGAGGUUAUGCCAUUGGUUAUGGCAUUGGCAGCCCUCAUGCCCAGACUAUCAAAGUGGACUAUAAACAGCGCUAUUACACCAUUGAAAAUCUGGAUCCAAGCUCUCACUAUGUGAUUACCCUGAAAGCAUUUAACAACGUGGGUGAAGGCAUCCCCUUGUAUGAAAGUGCUGUGACCAGGCCUCACACAGACACUUCUGAAGUUGAUUUAUUUGUUAUUAAUGCUCCAUACACUCCAGUGCCAGAUCCCACUCCCAUGAUGCCACCAGUGGGAGUUCAGGCUUCCAUUCUGAGUCAUGACACCAUAAGGAUUACAUGGGCGGACAACUCACUGCCCAAACAUCAGAAGAUUACAGACUCCCGGUACUACACAGUUCGAUGGAAAACCAACAUCCCUGCAAACACCAAGUACAAGAAUGCAAAUGCAACGACUUUAAGUUACUUGGUGACUGGUUUAAAACCAAAUACACUCUAUGAAUUCUCUGUGAUGGUGACCAAAGGUCGAAGAUCAAGCACAUGGAGUAUGACAGCACAUGGGACCACCUUUGAAUUAGUUCCUACUUCUCCACCUAAAGAUGUAACAGUUGUGAGUAAAGAGGGAAAACCUAGGACCAUAAUUGUGAACUGGCAGCCUCCUUCAGAAGCCAAUGGCAAAAUUACAGGUUAUAUCAUAUAUUACAGUACAGAUGUGAAUGCAGAGAUACAUGAUUGGGUUAUUGAGCCUGUUGUGGGAAACAGGCUGACUCACCAGAUUCAAGAGUUAACACUUGACACACCGUACUACUUCAAAAUCCAGGCCCGGAAUUCAAAGGGCAUGGGGCCCAUGUCUGAAGCUGUCCAGUUCAGAACACCUAAAGCGGACUCCUCUGAUAAAAUGCCUAAUGAUCAAGCCUCAGGGUCUUCAGGAAAAGGAAGCCGGCUGCCAGACCUGGGAUCUGACUACAAACCUCCAAUGAGUGGAAGCAACAGCCCUCAUGGGAGCCCCACCUCUCCUCUGGACAGUAACAUGCUGCUGGUCAUCAUCGUUUCUGUUGGUGUCAUCACCAUUGUGGUGGUCGUGAUCAUUGCUGUCUUUUGCACAAGGCGUACCACAUCUCACCAGAAAAAGAAACGAGCUGCAUGCAAAUCAGUGAAUGGCUCCCACAAGUACAAAGGGAACUCCAAAGAUGUCAAACCUCCAGACCUGUGGAUCCACCAUGAGAGACUGGAGCUGAAACCCAUCGAUAAGUCUCCAGACCCAAAUCCCAUCAUGACCGAUACGCCAAUUCCUCGCAAUUCUCAAGAUAUCACACCUGUUGACAAUUCCAUGGACAGUAAUAUCCAUCAAAGGAGGAACUCAUACAGAGGGCAUGAAUCAGAGGACAGUAUGUCUACACUAGCUGGAAGGAGGGGAAUGAGACCAAAAAUGAUGAUGCCCUUUGACUCUCAACCACCUCAGCCUGUGAUUAGUGCCCAUCCCAUCCAUUCCCUCGAUAACCCUCACCAUCAUUUCCACUCCAGCAGCCUCGCUUCUCCAGCUCGCAGUCAUCUCUACCACCCGGGCAGCCCAUGGCCCGUUGGCACAUCCAUGUCCCUUUCAGACAGGGCCAAUUCCACAGAAUCUGUUCGAAAUACUCCCAGCACUGACACCAUGCCAGCCUCCUCAUCUCAGACAUGCUGCACUGAUCAUCAGGAUCCUGAAGGUGCUACCAGCUCCUCUUACUUGGCCAGCUCCCAGGAGGAAGAUUCAGGGCAGAGUCUUCCCACAGCCCAUGUUCGUCCUUCCCACCCAUUAAAGAGCUUCGCUGUGCCAGCAAUCCCACCCCCAGGACCUCCCACCUAUGAUCCUGCAUUGCCAAGCACACCAUUAUUAUCCCAGCAAGCUCUGAACCAUCACAUCCAUUCAGUGAAGACAGCUUCCAUCGGAACUUUAGGAAGGAGCCGGCCUCCUAUGCCAGUGGUUGUUCCAAGUGCCCCUGAAGUACAGGAGACCACAAGGAUGCUGGAAGACUCUGAGAGUAGCUAUGAACCAGAUGAGCUGACCAAAGAGAUGGCCCACCUGGAAGGACUAAUGAAGGACCUAAAUGCCAUCACGACAGCAUGACAACCUUCGCCAGGCCAGGACUCCAUGCUUGAAUCUAGAAGUCUUGGAACUUAGCCUUGAAAACAAGGAAUUGUACAGAGUACGAGAGGACAGCACUUGAGAACAGAGUGAGCCAGCAGACCAGCCACCACCCCCGCAUGGAACUAGCUCCAGGCACGGCCACCUGCCUUCUUCUGGUCAGCCUGGAAGAUGCCUGCAUUGGGGCAGCUUCCCUUUGCCUGCUGAUACCAUGCAGGACUGGGCACCAUGGGCCAAAAUUUUGUGUCCAGGGAAGAGGCGAGGAGUACAACCUGCAUUUCACUUUGUGAUCAGGCUGUGUCUUCGUGCUGCAACUGCAUCAACUUGAUGGAGUGUAGACAUUGGCAUUAUGUACAAUUUUAUUUGAGUCUAUUUUAUUUUACCUUAAAAAAAUAUGAUCCAAAACCAAGGAAGUCCAUGGUGUUUUCCACAAGUGGUUGACAUUUGACUGCUUGUUCCAAUUACAUACGGAAAGUCAUUGACAGUGUGGGUUGUUGCAGGGGUUGGCUUGUUUUUGGUUUGGUUUUUAUUUUUUAAUUCUGAGACAUUGCAUCCUCUACCAGCUGUUAAUCCAUCACUUUGAGGGGGAGGAAAUGUUGCAUUGCUGUUUGUACGCUUUUUUAUUAUUUUUUUAUUAUAAUUAUUAAAGGCCUGACUUUCUCCUCUCAUCACUGUGAGAUUACAGAUCUAUUUGAAUGAAAUGUAACAU
Marmota flaviventris (yellow-bellied marmot) is the source of this 5261-nucleotide messenger RNA. NCBI's taxonomy places the organism in Eukaryota, Metazoa, Chordata, Mammalia, Rodentia, Sciuridae. The record is from RefSeq and is a predicted model, not a curated record.